Molecule: messenger RNA, 2595 nt
Organism: Australozyma saopauloensis
Lineage: Eukaryota; Fungi; Ascomycota; Pichiomycetes; Serinales; Metschnikowiaceae
Gene: TERT
Product: Tertp
Exons: 1
Coding region: 1-2595 (864 amino acids)
Biological process (GO): telomere maintenance via telomerase
Cellular component (GO): telomerase catalytic core complex
Molecular function (GO): telomeric repeat DNA binding; telomerase RNA binding
Source: RefSeq, a predicted model, not a curated record
AUGCUGGCGCUCAAGGUGGGCCUUUUGCAGUAUAUUGGCGACGAAUUUGGCCCGGAAUUGGCGGCGCGGCUACUUGACGGAAAUGAAUUCGACGGAAAUAUCGAUGCGUUCCGUGUUUUUCUACAACAGACAGUGGUGCUAAAACCAACCAGUGGCCGGGGCGGCACUUUGCCCGCGCAAGAUGUAUGUGCGCGAGACAUCCCGUUUCUGGAAUUCGUGGAUAUCAUUUUCAAGCUGCAGUUCGGUGCGGCGUCGGAUAUAGGCUCUGCGGACGCCUGGUUGGGGCCAGCAGAAGAUAGUCUCGGCAAAACGGUGCGGUUCCGCUUCCAGUCAAGUCUGCUCAAGACGGCCAUGUGGGCUAAGCUCUGCGAGCGGUUGGGCCGACCGGCUUUUCUUCGCCUUCUCACGGGUGUUUUGGCUGUUUUCCCGGAUACUUCUGCUCAACCUAACCUCAAAUGGGAGACCUUCAGAUACCGGCGCCCAGCCGAAAACACCUACAACAUUCGCAAAACCCGGAUGUACUACCGGGUCAGCAAUCUGGUCAAACACAUCAGGUUUAUGGGUGCUCCGACCCAGGUCCUUCUUGAUGAGAUCUGUGGUGCGCCCAUUGGCAAGUCGAAGAAGGUGCGGAAGUUGCGCAAUCUCAUCGAACAUGCUAAGAGACGGGAGCUGAGCAUUGACUACUUGAGAUUGAGGAGGUCCAUCGUCACGCGGGCUGAUUCGUGCGACACUGUGUUUGCGUAUUGCUCUGCUCCAAACCAAGUGAUCAGAUUCGUACUUGUGGUGGUGUAUCGUUUGUUGCCAUCGCAGACAUUUGGCUCGGCGGAAAAUCGAUCGAAGCUUUCGAAGGCGAUCAUGACCUUCAUGCUGCUGUCUCGCUUUGACACCUUCGAUGUGUGUGCCUUUGUGGGAUCCCUCAAAGUGAAGGAUAUCCCCUGGCUCGGCAAAUCAGAGAAGAUUACUUCCGUGCAAGACUUGGAGCUGCGAACUACAAUUCUCAGAGGAUUUUUCAAGUUUCUCUUUGGUGUUCUUAUCGUCAGAAUAGUGAGCAGGUUUUGGUACGUCACGGAAAGCCCGAUUGUAGAUGCUUCUCCGAACCUCUAUUUUCCUCAUAGUACAUGGAAGCGGAUCACAAGAGUGUGGUUGCAGGAAUAUAUCCUCCGUUUCCUUUGCAAGGUUGAAUGCCCUUUCGAUAUGAGUGCUCCUCAGAAGAACAUAGCUAAUUUCGGUAUUCUCCGACUCAUUCCAAAGAAGAGUGAUCUACGGCCCUUGUGUGUACCAUGCUCCUUUCCAAUUGGUCCCGAAUUCAAGAAAGAAGCACAUCCAGGCUUCUCUAGAAAGCAGACAUUCACUCCAGAUAGAAUCAGGCCCAUACGCGAUAUUCUCCGCUUCCAGCAAGCAAGAUACGUAAACGCCUACCCGAGUUCUUCGACUGGAUGUCACCUGGCAAGUGUUGUUGGAAAGAAAAUACUCGAAUUUAGACAGCGUUUGCUUCAACAUGGCGGCAUUCCUCCCCUAUAUGGGGUCCAAUUUGACAUGAAGCAUUGCUACGACAACCUAAAUCAAGCUAAGAUCAUCACAUGCAUUGAAGAAUUGUUUGCAAUCGAGUCAAACCACGAGGAAUACUUCUUGCGAAACGUUAGCUCUUAUUCGUCCAGCUGCCUGUCAUAUCGCAAGAACUUCAAUCUAAUUAGCGUCAGAAAAGACAUUGAAACCCUUGACGUGGCCCAGAAUGAUAAAUAUGCCGCCAGAAAGGACGUGGUGGUUGAUAACGGCAGGCUUGCAAAGUACAACAAAAGCCAUGUCAUUGACUUGGUGCGAAGUCAAGUGAUUGAAUCUGUUGUGCAGAUUCCAGAUGACAAAUUUCAAUUCUUCAAGAGAACAAGGGGUGUAUUCCAAGGCUUUCCUUUGCUGGCAACACUCUGUGAUGUCGUAUACAACUCGCUCGUGGACAAUGUCAUUCUCUGUGGGUUGAUGGACAAGAGCGGCACGCAUUCGCUUCUAUUGCGCUUGGCAGACGAUUUUCUCUUCAUAUCCACUUCAAAAGAAGUCUGUCACAAGGCUUACGUGAACGCUGUGUCGGCGGAAGCCCAAAGAUAUGGAGCCUACGUCAACAUGGAUAAGCUAAAGUUCCUUGACUCAAGCGUACCAGCCCAAAGUUCAGCCUCUUUUGUGGGUCUCAGCAUUGACAUGAAAUCCUUGUCAAUCCAUCAGGGAUCCGCAUUACGGAUAAGAAUACCCCAAAGCUGUCGGAAGUCUCUCAAGGGAUCAGUGCAAUACAUUCUUCGUUUUCUCUUCCAACGACUCCAGGAUUACCUCAUUGAUUUAGAUCUAGUUACAGUUGAGACCGCUUUAGAUAGUAUCGACGAGAUCCUCGCGCCGAUACUCCAAAUCACUACGCAACUUUUCCAAGAAGCAGAGGGACUCCCAGAGAGAGCCAAAUUGGCCGAAAGUCACGUCUUCAAUAUUGUAAACGGUGUGAUACAACGAUGGACUACAGUCAAUGGCGAUGGUAUUUAUUUAAAGUGCAUGGGACCCUACUUAGAAUCAGUUUUCAACCGUAUGGUAGAAGCAAUCGGCAACAUACCCGUAUAA